AUGGAUCCAAGUGUACACGUUCAGAAUUUAUCCACAACAUCAGACUUGUGUAUGGAAAAAAAUUAUCCUAUUAUUGACCUAGCCACAAAUUCUGAUCCAACAGUAUUUUUACAAGAUUAUUCAACAAUAUCAGAUAGUAAAUUUCACGAAAAAUUAGUCAAAUCAAUAGGCAAUACUAUGAAUCAAGAUGAACUUAUUGAAUUAUUGAAUCAGAAAGAUCUGUUCAUAUUUAUUCGUCAUCUUACAGAAUUAGUCAAUAAAUUAAAGUAUGCUGAAUUACAACAUGAACAAUGGUCAUAUUAUCAGAAUCUUGGCAUGAACGAAGGUAUUUGGAACGGCCGAGUAUCGAAAAAAGUAGCUGAUGCUAAUUCAAUGUGCCAUACAUAUGGUCGAUCCAAAAACUUGAUCAAACAACGUAUUCAGACAUAUAAACUUCAAUGUGAAAAGAUCCAAGAAGCUAUCAAUGAACACAUGAAACAAGCACCAGUCAAUAUUAAUUUACAGAAUAUGACCACUAUCAUCAACAAUUUAAUCCAAAAUGAUCAAUACGAAUUACAACUUGAACUUAACCGAAGAAAAACAAUGCUUCGAUUAGAUGCUGAAGAACAUAAACUCGUUGAACAUUUUUAUCAAAUGAAGCCAAGACAAACCGAAAUCAAGUCUGCUAAAGUUAUCUUCAAAGCUACGCAUGAACAACAAAAUAUAAUCCAUGAAAUUGCUAUCUUUAAGAAAUGGCUUGAAGUUCACACACAAGCACCAUCAUAUACACUUCAAGAUGUUCAGUUACCAAAAAUAUACCAUAUAUUCAUAUCACUCUCGUUUCAAUAUCAAACAUCAUCAGCAGAACAUAUCGCCGAACAAACAAUUAUGAAAGCUGAAGAAUUGGUAGAAUCCUAUAGCAAAAUAAUAAACAACGAAAAAAAUAAGCUACAAUGUACAAGACCUCAACAUAAAAAUGUUCAACAACUCGAUCAAAUCAUCAGUAUCAUCAACCAACGUGAACAAAAUUUGAAACAACGUCGUGAUUCUGAACUAUUAGGAAAAUUGUCUACUUUUUUUUUUGUUAAAUAA
Messenger RNA from Rotaria sp. Silwood2, 1071 nucleotides. The record is from the annotation of a GenBank genome assembly. Lineage: Eukaryota; Metazoa; Rotifera; Eurotatoria; Philodinida; Philodinidae.